Molecule: messenger RNA, 5534 nt
Organism: Vombatus ursinus (common wombat)
Lineage: Eukaryota; Metazoa; Chordata; Mammalia; Diprotodontia; Vombatidae
Gene: CDC27
Product: cell division cycle 27
Exons: 19
Coding region: 151-2652 (833 amino acids)
Biological process (GO): cell division
Molecular function (GO): protein binding
Source: RefSeq, a predicted model, not a curated record
UGCCGCACUCGGGCGUACUCGGCAGCCGUUCGGCCUCCCCCAUCCCCCGGUAACGGUCGCUGCUGAGUUUAAAUGAGCCGGGGCUGGGCCGGGCCGGAGCCGCUACGGGGGGGCCUGAGGCGCGACGGAGAGCGGGCCUGAGCCUUGAGAAUGACGGUGCUGCAGGAACCCGUCCAGGCUGCUAUAUGGCAAGCACUAAACCACUAUGCUUUCCGAGAUGCAGUUUUCCUUGCAGAAAGACUGUAUGCCGAAGUACACUCAGAAGAAGCAUUGUUUUUACUGGCAACCUGUUAUUAUCGCUCAGGAAAGGCAUAUAAAGCAUACAGACUCUUGAAGGGACACAGUUGUACUACCCCACAGUGUAAAUAUCUACUUGCAAAAUGUUGCGUCGACCUCAGCAAGCUUGCUGAGGGGGAACAGAUCUUAUCUGGUGGAGUUUUAAAUAAGCAGAAAAGCCAUGAUGAUAUUGUUACAGAGUUUGGUGAUUCAGCUUGCUUCACACUUUCGUUGUUGGGACAUGUAUAUUGCAAGACAGAUCGACUUGCCAAAGGAUCAGAAUGUUACCAAAAGAGCCUUAGUUUAAAUCCUUUCCUCUGGUCCCCUUUUGAAUCAUUAUGUGAAAUAGGUGAAAAGCCAGAUCCUGACCAAACAUUUAAAUUAACGUCAUUACAAAACUUUAGCAGCUGUCUGCCCAACACUUGCACAACCCUAGUAUCUAAUCACAAUUUAUAUCACAGACAGCCUGAGACAGUUCUGAUGGAAACACCCCAAGAUACAAUUGAAUUAAACAGACUGAAUUUAGAAUCCUCCAAUUCAAAAUACUCCUUGAACACAGAUUCUUCAGUGUCUUAUAUUGAUUCAGCUGUAAUUUCACCAGACACUGUCCCCCUUGGAACAGGAACUACCAUACUGUCUAAACAGGCUCAAAAUAAACCAAAAACUGGGCGGAGUUUAUUAGGAGGACCAGGCGCUCUUAGCCCUUUAACUCCAAGUUUUGGGAUACUGCCACUAGAAACUCCAAGUCCUGGAGAUGGAUCAUAUCUACAAAACUACACUAACUCGUCUUCUGUAAUUGACGUGCCAUCCACAGGAGCCCCCUCAAAGAAGUCUGUUGGCAGAAUCAGCCAAGCUGGAACAAAGUCUGUCUUCUCACAGAGUGGAAAUAGUCGAGAGGUAACUCCAAUCCUUGUUGCACAAACACAAAGUUCUGGCCCACAGACAAGUACAACACCUCAGGUAUUGAGCCCCACUAUUGCUGCUCCACCCAAUGCACUGCCUCGAAGAAGUUCACGACUUUUUACUAGUGACAGCUCUACAACCAAGGAGAAUAGUAAAAAGUUAAAAAUGAAGUUUCCACCUAAAAUUCCAAACAGGAAAACAAAAAGCAAGACUAAUAAAGGAGGAAUAACUCAACCAAACAUAAAUGAUAGCCUGGAAAUUACAAAAUUGGACUCUUCUAUCAUUUCAGAAGGAAAAAUAUCCACCGUAACACCACAGAUCCAAGCUUUCACUAUUCAGAAAGCAGCAGCAGAAGGUUUGAUGAGCCUUCUUCGUGAUAUGGGGAAAGGUUACUUAGCUUUGUGUUCCUAUAACUGCAAAGAAGCGAUAAACAUACUGAGCCACCUCCCUUCUCACCACUAUAACACUGGUUGGGUCCUGUGCCAGAUUGGAAGAGCAUACUUUGAACUGUCAGAAUAUAUGCAGGCAGAACGAAUAUUCUCAGAAGUGAGACGGAUUGAAAAUUACCGAGUAGAAGGCCUGGAGAUCUAUUCAACAACACUUUGGCAUCUUCAAAAAGAUGUUGCUCUUUCAGUUCUUUCAAAGGACUUAACUGACAUGGAUAAAAAUUCACCUGAGGCCUGGUGUGCUGCAGGAAACUGUUUCAGUUUGCAAAGGGAGCAUGAUAUCGCGAUUAAAUUCUUCCAGAGAGCUAUCCAAGUUGAUCCAAAUUACGCUUAUGCCUAUACACUGUUGGGGCAUGAAUUCGUGUUAACUGAAGAACUAGAUAAAGCAUUAGCCUGUUUUAGAAAUGCAAUCAGAGUCAAUCCUAGACAUUAUAAUGCAUGGUAUGGGUUGGGAAUGAUUUAUUACAAACAAGAAAAAUUCAGCCUUGCAGAAAUGCAUUUCCAAAAAGCACUUGAUAUAAACCCUCAAAGUUCAGUUCUUCUUUGUCAUAUUGGAGUUGUUCAGCACGCACUAAAAAAAUCUGAAAAGGCUUUGGACACCUUAAACAAAGCUAUUAUUAUUGAUCCCAAGAACCCUCUAUGCAAAUUCCACAGAGCCUCGGUUUUAUUUGCCAAUGAAAAAUAUAAGUCUGCUUUACAGGAACUUGAAGAAUUGAAACAGAUUGUUCCCAAAGAAUCUCUCGUUUACUUCUUAAUAGGAAAGGUUUACAAGAAGCUAGGUCAAACUCAUCUGGCUCUGAUGAAUUUCUCCUGGGCAAUGGAUUUAGACCCUAAAGGGGCUAACAACCAGAUUAAAGAAGCAAUUGACAAGCGUUACCUCCCAGAUGAUGAGGAACCCAUAACUCAAGAAGAACAGAUCAGUGAGUGUUAUCCAUAUGAAUCAGUGGGAACAGAUGAAUCCCAAGAGAGCAGCAUGACAGACGCAGAUGACACACAACUCCACGCAGCAGAAAGUGAUGAAUUUUAACUUCUGGAAGCCAAACAUUUGCACCUGGAUGUGUGACUAGUGCUGUUAUUUUUUCUUGUCCCUCCAUGUUCUGAGUCUUCACAUCUUGAGCCAGCAUUGUCAUUGUCCAUCACUUACACCAGGAGUGUGCUAUUUUCAACGGACCCAGACUGUACAUGGAAUGUAUGAAUGGCAGUGCAAUAUUCACGUGCUACCAAGACUGGCUCUUUCACCUAUACAAACACAACAGUUUGUGGGGGAAAGACUAUUUUUCUUUUGUCGUUUUUGUUUGUUUUUUUUUAAUUCUAAUUUUUUUUUUUAAAGCCUCCCUUUGUUGGAAAGCUAUCAUGUAAGGAAGAGUUGUGUUUUGCCCUAAGGGAAAUAGUGAUGAACCAGAAUUCUUUGAUCUUUCUCCAGAAACUUGUCUUAAUUUAGUUGUGUUCUUGGUAAGUGGAGUGACUGACCUUCAUUUUCCAGGUUCUUCAAGGAUGGUGUUGGCAAGUGCUAGAUGGAACAAUAAAAGACAUUGCCUAUUACAGAGUAACUUGAAUGCCAAGGAAUGUAAAUUACCUUAAAGUUACAGUGUCUCCUAUAAACAAAUAUGGGCAUAAUCCAGACACCUGUGCGUGUAAGAAUAAAAUGUCCCUCCAUACAGUGUAAACUUGCUCUUGGUAAGAGGAGAAUGUCCCAGAACAGCAGCUUUUACAAAAUGUUUUUAUACCUAACCAAGAGUUUUCAAUUUUUUCACCUAGCUUCAAAGUAUCAAUCACUGUUGUUUUGGUAUUACAGAUUAAAAAGUUGGUUGUCACCUCUUAAGCCCUGUGGGAUCACCUUUAACAUUCAGAGAUAGGGUAGUUGCCUAUUAAAAGAUCAAACCAAGUCCCCUAAUAGGAAAUAAAAUUCAUAAUAAUAAACAGUAUACAAACACUAAAUCAAUCUAGAAUCUAAGGGAUCAUGACAGUGGAAGCCUUAAUAUAAUUAGAACCUUUACCAUCAACUUGAAUCUAUAUUGUUCAAGACAGUAUCCUUUCAACUUUUAUAAGUGUUGUUUAAGCAGGAUGCAAGAAUGUGCAAUUAAUUUUGGGUUGUGGUAGUAUCCAUUUUUAAGGUUCUCUGCUUCUAAUUCAUUUUCAGUGGCAUAGGUCACCAAGACGUCAGUUUGGAGUAGGUUAGAUUUAGGCCACUAGAAAUUUUUAGUUGAAACAAACAUAAGCCGAAUGAAGGGGGCAGAAGUUCUCGCCUGUGUCAAAGUAAUGUACAGCAAUUUAGGUUGAUGGUGUCCUUGGGGAAUGGAUAUUAGUUUAUGAUAUUACAGGAUUUUAAAGAGCCAAUUAUGCACAAUAAAUUGGGAAUGAUUGAAAUUUCACAACACCCUAUUUAAGUAGUCUUUAAACAUGUGUUCCUCCUUUAUUUUAAUGUAUGUAAUUUUUAGGGGACCUUUAGUUAUUAACAUUUUUUAAUUUAGUGCCAUUGUCAUAGUGUAUAUCAAAUGACAAUUUCUUAAUGACAGGAGUAGAUACAGUUUGGGGUCAUUUUGAUGAAGGAGAAACUUAUCAACCAUUGACUUGUACUUGCUAACAAAGCUGUGAAAAUUAGGUGGAUUAUAGGAGAUAUGAAAAUUUUUUAAUCUAUGGAUUUAUUAAUGUUAGAAUUCGAGUAGACUUUUCAUUCACUGUUUGUCUGCUCUUUUAAACAUGCACUAAAUCCUAUUGCCAAUUAAUGCAAGUCAGAGUACUAGAUAAAGGUGUUUGGUGCCAGAGAGGUAUUUCAUCAAAUUUUUCUACUUGAUCCAUAUAUAAGCAUAAGCUUCUUGAGAAAAUUGAUGAGGAAACCCAGAUUGAAUGAAAGGAGCACCACUGAAAUUUCCCAAGGGCUGCUGUUUGGAUUUCUAGCAGAGUAUUGCAUUUUGUUAUCCACUUGUAAUUCUGUAGCAUUUAAAUUUAGUUUAGGUUUUUCCCCCUAUUGCCCAGCCUUAAACCAUCUAUCUCAUCUAGUAUUUCAUAGAAAGUUUUGAAUAGGGGUAUUGUUGCAAAACCCCACACUGUACUGUUUGGAGAAAGUGAAGUUAGUAACAUUAUUUUCUAAACUACAAUUGGAUACCUUUCUGUACUGGAAGUUUAUAUCCACUACACCAAAGGUAGAAAUCUUUCUGGUGCUAGUCCAUUGGAGAUGAGUGGAAAAUGGUCAUUGUCAAGGGCAUACCAUGACUGUGGAAGGGAAUCCAUCAAUUUUGUUGGGAUCAAUCUUAAUUUCUUUCUUCCUUAAGCCAGUUUUCAAAGCCAUUUCAUUCUAUGGAGCUUUUCCCCACCCAGCAACAGUUUCUAAUUCUUUCCCUUACCCUAGUUCCCUUCCUCCUUCAAAUAAUAGGUAGAAAAGGAAGUUAUGAAAAAAAACCCAAAGAAGAAACUCAUUUUUAUUGAACAAAAAGUUGUUUCAAACAACUAUAGUUCAUUUAGAAGAAAUUUUUUAAACUAAAUUACUAAGUAUAACUUAACAGUUUCCUUUUUUUCUGUUAUAUGUAUUUUUAAUUUUGUUCAGAAGUUACAAGUUGUUACAUUGGAAUUCAGUUUUGAAAAAUUGCCUUGGAAAGGGUUCUUAAACCCAGGAAUUUUAGAAGGGUAGGAAUUCUUCUAAAGUGGAUGUGGUACUCAAUAAUGAAAGAUGGUCCCUGCUUUCUCCAUACUUCAUUACUUAAGAAAUUUUAUUUUUUCCAAGAGCUAAACGUAACCUUUGAACCAUGCUGCUGUUGUACCUUAAACAAAAAAACUCGGUGAUAACCAGUAUUUAGUCUGUUAAAAACACUUUGAAGAAAAUAGUUUGGAGGUCUCUGAUCUGGAGCAUAGUAUGGGUAUUCACUGAGGAAUAAGGUGACUCAUUUUCUUAAUACAAAACAUGACAACAUG